AUGGAGCUGAGGUGUCACUGUGCCACUACAGAUGGCAUUCAGGGGGCUGCCGACAUCAGUGCCAAUCAGUGCCGAACGGUGUUUGCUGGAUCCCAGUUAAAUGUGCAGACCCAAGAGAAUGGAAACACCUCCCAGGGAUUGGAGUUGAGGAGAGGUGUUCGUGAAACCGACACACGCUGCUCAGAAGGAUUCUAUCCUGGGGGCAACUUUUGCUGUCAACCAUGCCAACCUGGUGAAUGGAAAGUUUCUGACUGCACAUUCAAUGAGGGUAAACCAAGCUGCCGUCCGUGCACAGAAGGGAAGGAGUACAUGGACGGGAAACAUUAUUCUGAUAAGUGCAAAAGAUGUGGACUUUGUGAUGGAGAGCAUGGUUUAGAAGUGGAAACAAACUGCACCCGGACCCAGAAUACCAAGUGCAAAUGCAAGGAAAACUUCUAUUGCAAUGCAUCUGUCUGUGAACACUGUGAACAAUGCAUCUCGUGUGAACAUGGAAUCCUUGAACCGUGCACAAAAACCAGCAAUACCAAAUGCAAGGAGAAAGAUUCCAGAACUCAUCUCCUGUGGCUGUUGAUCAUCCCCAUUUCUUUGGUCAUAAUACUGUAUGGUAAGUCCUCAAUCUGUUUGAACUUGUUGUGGAAAAAGUACUAUAAAAAACGUCAUGACAACCCUGAAUUUGGAAUCUGGAAUCCUUCUUCCCAGGAAAGUGUGCCAAUAAAUGUAUCAGCGACGGCAAUCCCACUUAGAAAGACAUUUCCAGAGACCUGUUUUCUGUUUUUUUCAGAUGUUGAUUUGAGUAUACACAUCCCGAGUAUUGCUGAGCAAAUGACAAUAAAUGAAGUUAAAAAAUUUGCUCGGGUGAAUAAGAUUCCUGAAGCGAAGAUCGAUGAGAUCAAGAAUGACCACAUGCAAAAUACAGCUGAGCAGAAGAUACAGCUGCUCCGGUCCUGGUAUCAGUCUCAUGGGAAGAAGGAUGCAUACCGUGCUUUAGUUAAAGGUCUCAAGGAAGCCAACUGCUCCAGUGUGGUGGAAGGAAUUCGGACCAUGAUCCAGGAGCAUCCUGAAAGCUCAUGUUCAGACGUCAGAAAUGAGAGCGAAAGACAAAAUCUUGGGUGA
Molecule: messenger RNA, 1113 nt
Organism: Acomys russatus (golden spiny mouse)
Lineage: Eukaryota; Metazoa; Chordata; Mammalia; Rodentia; Muridae
Gene: Fas
Product: Fas cell surface death receptor
Exons: 9
Coding region: 1-1113 (370 amino acids)
Biological process (GO): motor neuron apoptotic process; extrinsic apoptotic signaling pathway in absence of ligand; necroptotic signaling pathway
Cellular component (GO): CD95 death-inducing signaling complex; external side of plasma membrane; membrane raft
Molecular function (GO): tumor necrosis factor receptor activity; protein binding
Source: RefSeq, a predicted model, not a curated record